Rotaria sp. Silwood2 is the source of this 444-nucleotide messenger RNA. NCBI's taxonomy places the organism in Eukaryota, Metazoa, Rotifera, Eurotatoria, Philodinida, Philodinidae. The record is from the annotation of a GenBank genome assembly.
AUGAGGAGGAUGAAUUGUGGUAAAUCACGACGUGAAGAAUGCAGCGAAGAGUGUGCUGGAGGAAAUACGGAAGAAGAAUUAGAAGAAUAUGCUGAGAUCUUUGAAAAUCUCGAAGACUAUCGUGGUGAAGCUAAGAAGAAUCGACCAAAAGGAAAAAAUGAAGUUUCAGACUCAGACUCAGAUUCUGAUACAGAUACAGACACUGAUUCUGAUACCGACUCCGACGAUGACACAGAUACCGACACAGAUUCUGACAAAGAGUCAGAGACCGACAGUGAUGAUGACGAUGACGAUGAUAAUGAUGAUACAGAUGAUGACGAUGAUGAUGAAGAGGAAGAAGAAGAAGAAGAAGAAGAAUCUGGAACUUCGAAAACUUUAAAAAAGAAAGCCAAGAAUAUACUCAAGAGCAAACGUACCAAUAAAAAAUCCAAACAUCAUAAUUAA